Apaloderma vittatum (bar-tailed trogon) is the source of this 3143-nucleotide messenger RNA. It is a transcript of the gene GNAZ, whose product is annotated as guanine nucleotide binding protein (G protein), alpha z polypeptide. Lineage: Eukaryota; Metazoa; Chordata; Aves; Trogoniformes; Trogonidae. The coding region runs from base 334 to 1401 and encodes 355 amino acids. The transcript has 2 exons. Gene Ontology annotation, molecular function: G protein-coupled receptor binding; G-protein beta/gamma-subunit complex binding; GTP binding. Gene Ontology annotation, biological process: adenylate cyclase-modulating G protein-coupled receptor signaling pathway. The record is from RefSeq and is a predicted model, not a curated record. Gene Ontology annotation, cellular component: heterotrimeric G-protein complex.
AGUAUUUGAUGGAUCUAGCCAAACUGAGGCAAAGGGAAGUGUCCCUUCAUUAACAGGAAUGUGCCAGUGUUUAUGCACUAGGAAGGGGAGUGCCAUGAGAUCUACUGAAGAGACUAUUUCUGUGGCUGCAUACCUACAUAUGCUUGCACCCCUGCUGGGACUGAAUUAGGUGGUACCAGCAUCUUGGACCACUAGGUAUUGGAGAGUGACUUUUGCUGUUCGAAGGGUACCUCGCACAAGAACUGAAAGACACCACAGAUCUUUGUCAGAGACGCACACAGAGCAAGACCAUCUCCAGCCCUUCCCUUCCCUUCUGUAACUGCCUGCUAUACCAUGGGAUGUCGGCAAAGCUCUGAGGAGAAAGAGGCAGCGCGGCGGUCCCGUAGGAUUGACCGCCACCUGCGCUCUGAAAGUCAGCGACAACGAAGAGAGAUUAAGCUCCUUCUCCUGGGUACCAGCAAUUCGGGGAAGAGCACUAUUGUAAAGCAGAUGAAAAUAAUUCAUAGUGGUGGCUUUAACUUGGAGGCCUGUAAGGAAUACAAACCUCUGAUUAUCUAUAACGCGAUUGACUCUCUCACACGUAUCAUUCGGGCUCUAGCCACCCUUAAGAUAGAAUUUCACAAUCCUGACAGAGCCUACGAUGCCGUGCAGCUUUUUGCCCUGACGGGCCCAGCUGAGAGCAAAGGUGAGAUUACCCCUGAGCUUCUCGGAGUCAUGAAACGGCUCUGGGCAGACCCUGGCGUGCAGGAGUGUUUUUGCCGCUCCAAUGAGUACCAUCUAGAAGAUAAUGCUGCAUACUACUUGAAUGACCUAGAAAGGAUUGCAGCACUGGACUACAUCCCUACGGUGGAAGACAUUCUGCGUUCUCGGGACAUGACCACAGGGAUUGUAGAAAACAAGUUCACCUUCAAAGAACUGACUUUCAAAAUGGUGGACGUGGGUGGGCAGAGAUCUGAACGCAAAAAAUGGAUCCACUGUUUUGAGGGGGUUACAGCAAUAAUUUUCUGUGUGGAGCUGAGUGGAUACGACUUGAAGCUGUAUGAAGAUAACCAAACAAGUCGAAUGGCAGAAAGUUUGCGUCUCUUUGAUUCCAUCUGCAACAACAAUUGGUUUAUCAACACUUCCCUCAUCCUUUUUUUGAAUAAGAAAGAUCUGCUGGCAGAAAAAAUCCGACGCAUCCCCUUAACAGUCUGCUUUCCUGAAUAUAAAGGUCAAAAUACUUAUGAGGAGGCAGCAGUCUACAUCCAACGCCAGUUUGAGGACUUGAAUCGCAACAAGGAGACCAAGGAGAUCUACUCACACUUCACUUGCGCCACUGAUACCAGUAACAUACAAUUUGUCUUUGAUGCAGUGACAGAUGUCAUCAUUCAGAACAAUCUCAAAUAUAUUGGCCUCUGCUAAGAAUCCUUGGGCUUAAUCUGUUUUCCUGAAGUGACAAAAGAGGGGCUAAGCACUUCCACUUCUAGUGGAAAAAAAUGGGGCAAUACUUAGCCCAAGGAGAGAAAAGGGGAAAUCUGAUAUAUGUACACACUCUCUCUUAUGCCCCCUUAACCUGGUAUGUCAUUUUUCACAAAUCUAUGUUUUGGAGAGUGAAAACCUCCUCUCCAAAACACACACACACCCUCCAGUGAAAAAAAAACAAACAAACAAAAACCCCAAACCAAACAACUCAAAAAAACCUAAUUAAGAGAUUGAGGCCUAACUCUGUGGAGAUGUUUCCACCACAGUCACUGCACUUUUAUACCAUUUAUAUCAUUCCAUUUCCUAUAGUGGGAGUGUUAUCACGUUCUGUGUAAGAAAUAAUUCUUCAUCCAGUUGUCUUUAAAUUUUACUGACAUGAAGAUAUAAAGCUGGUGAGUGACAGAUGACCUUGCUUGCAGGGUGUGGAGCAGAAAGGUUAUGUUGGGGAGAAAGGCUAGUUCAAACCAGAAGCUACAGAACAGGGGAGUUGAAGCAAAAUACUACUUAAAUUUGUCAAGAAUGGGCAUGCACCUGCAAUAGCGGUACACACAGCCAAACAGUAUAUACACAUCCAUCAUGUACGAACAUGCACAUGACUCACAGCACAUACUGUGUACACACUUCUGCUUUACUUUACUGUUUAUCAUGGACACCUUUGCCUAUUAAAGGAAUUGUUGGUGCGCAACUGUUCUGUGAUUUCCAAACUGAUUAGCAGCUCUAUCUGCUCUUUGAGGCUUCAAAUAUGCAGCAAAACUACAUGAAAUGAAUCUAUGAAAAGGCCAAAUUAAGGUCAGUGUUUCUUCUACUGGUAAGGAGUUUUAUACAUCAAAACAGUCUUCUUUUACAUCUUUUUUUGCCAAAUCUUGUGGUGUUUCACAAAAACCAAACUAUAUUUAAGAAGUAGAUUAGUGUUCAUUUUUUAAUACAGCUAAAAUAAUAAAUCACAAGGCAAUUUUUUAAAUUAUUGUUGUAGUGUCUGGAUUGCUGGAUGUGAAAGUUGCCAACGGACAAUUCUGUUCCACUGCUCCAAAUACAUUCUGGGAAUUGUUAUAUUUUAACAGAUUUCCCAAGAAGCAGGAGCUAUGGAGACUGUGUAGUAUAUAGCCUCCAAAGGCUUUUUUUUUGUUGUUUUUUAAUUAUUUUAAAAAUGUGAUGUAUUAUUAGAAGGUUAAAGAUGAGCGAUAUGAACAAUAACUAAAUGUCUUGAUAUUUCAAUUUAAUAAUUUAAAUUAUUUACAGUUUAGUGAAGUUAAGAAAACUGAAGAGAUGCAUUCCUCAGCUCCAGGUUUCAUCUCAUAAAGAAACACUACUGGAUGGAUUAACAUUCCAGCAAAAGUUUGAAUGCAUAAGAAGCUCUGUGGGACUAUACUGGAAAAUCUCAAAUGGAUCAUAUAGACCUAAGUCCCUGGUCAGUUGAUUCUUUCCCCUGCCAUAGAAAAGACUUCUUAAAGACUUCAGUGUAAAGUUGGUGUGUAAAUAUAUGUUUGAUAAUUGUAAAGCACAUACGUACACAGAGACACAGACACACAUGCACACUGGAAAAUAACCUACUUUUGUUCCCCCUAUGUACUAUGAUUAGUGCAAGAAAUCUCAGCCAAGGGCUCUAAGAAAUUUAAAACAAAGUGGUUAAUAACAUCAACAUUUAAAUGGUCCACUUAAAAAAAUAAAUAAUUAAAAUAAUA